AUGGAGAUAACCAACGUUUCUGAGUAUGAGGCAAUUGCAAAGCAGAAAUUGCCAAAGAUGGUCUAUGACUACUAUGCAUCUGGUGCAGAGGAUCAGUGGACUCUCAAGGAGAACCAACGUGCAUUUUCCAGGAUUUUGUUUCGGCCUCGUAUUCUUAUAGAUGUAAGUAAGAUAGACUUGAGAACAACUGUGUUGGGUUUCAAUAUUUCAAUGCCCAUCAUGAUUGCUCCUACAGCCAUGCAGAAGAUGGCUCAUCCUGAAGGAGAGUAUGCAACGGCAAGAGCAGCAGCCGCGGCUGACACAAUUAUGACACUGUCUUCUUGGGCUACUUCCAGUGCUGAAGAGGUUGCAUCAACAGGACCUGGCAUUCGCUUUUUCCAACUCUAUGUGUACAAAGACAGGAGUGUGGUCACACAGCUUGUCAGAAGAGCUGAGAGGGCUGGUUUCAAGGCCAUAGUUCUUACUGUGGACACUCCAAGGCUUGGGCGCAGGGAGGCUGAUAUCAAGAACAGAUUUGUUCUGCCGCCAAAUUUGACAUUGAAAAACUUUGAGGAUUUGGAUCUCGGAAAGAUGGAUAAGACCAAUGAUUCUGGACUUGCAUCAUAUGUUGCUGGACAAGUCGACCAGUCUCUCAGCUGGAAGGAUGUAAAAUGGCUUCAGACAAUCACCAAAUUACCAAUUCUUGUAAAGGGUGUAAUUACUGCUGAGGAUGCACGACUAGCGGUACAAUAUGGAGCUGCAGGAAUUGUCGUCUCCAAUCAUGGAGCUCGCCAGCUUGAUUAUGUCCCUGCAACUAUUAUGGUUUUGGAAGAGGUCGUCAAAGCUGCACAAGGCCGAAUUCCUGUGUUUUUGGAUGGUGGAGUGAGGAGAGGAACUGAUGUUUUUAAGGCUCUGGCUCUUGGAGCAUCUGGUGUAUUUAUUGGUAGACCAGUGGUGUUCUCAUUAGCUGCUGCUGGUGAGGCUGGUGUAAGGAAAGUACUUCAAAUGCUUCGUGAUGAGUUUGAGCUAACAAUGGCGUUAAGUGGAUGUCGCUCGCUGAAGGAGAUCACCCGCAACCACAUUGUGACUGAAUGGGAUCGUCCUCGGAUUGCUCCCAGAUUAUAA
This is a messenger RNA of Prunus armeniaca (apricot), 1104 nucleotides long. The record is from the annotation of a GenBank genome assembly. NCBI's taxonomy places the organism in Eukaryota, Viridiplantae, Streptophyta, Magnoliopsida, Rosales, Rosaceae.